Molecule: messenger RNA, 1518 nt
Organism: Alternaria ventricosa
Lineage: Eukaryota; Fungi; Ascomycota; Dothideomycetes; Pleosporales; Pleosporaceae
Exons: 1
Coding region: 1-1518 (505 amino acids)
Molecular function (GO): protein binding
Source: RefSeq, a predicted model, not a curated record
AUGGAGAAGACCGCGACGACCAGCGAUGACGAUUCUACCGGUAGUGCUCUUCCAUAUGCACACAGUCGUCUCGGAAAACUACCGACAGAACUCCUCCAGUCCAUUGUCCACCAUAGCUCGCACUGCAACCUGCCAAGUAUCGCAUGCAUAAGCUCCGAGCUACGCACCCUUGUCGAACGACAGCUUUAUCGCGAAGUAACCUUAGGAUGGGAAAGUGAAAUAAAGCCGGAGCCACGCGAUCUAUGGCCAUUCUACCGGACAGUUCAGUCACGGCCUGAUCUAGCGGGAAUGGUUGAAAGCCUUAACAUUGAAGUUGUUGAUCGCACGCUUCGUGUUGACGUCCCUUCGUCUGGUGUCAUCCCGCAGGGCGCACUGUUCCCUCCUACCAUACGAGCAGAGCUAGAUGAGCUACAUAUUGCGAGUGCUCUUCUUGUCCACCAUACGACUGAGCUCAAAUACCUCGAUGUAUCUAUUUUACACGACCACAAUCUCAAAUACGAUGAUGGAAGGUUCAUGCUCGUUUCCGAGUGCCUCGACAAACUAUUCCCUGGGUUCGAUAAUCUCACAGCGGAUCUCGCGCCACUACCUGGUCUUCAAAAGCUACGAGGCCUCAAAUUUCAAGGCACUGAGUUCCACUGGAUAUUCGCCAGGUCCUUAUACCUGGAGCAGAUUCAUCUCACUCGUGCGAGCCACAUUUUGGCCGAUGGAGCUGCGUCUGAGGUCAACACUGCGCUUAAAACUCUCGAAUUACCAGUUCACUCGGCUGUUCUAAAUCCCGCUUGCAUACACUAUGAUGCCCUGUCGCCCUUUCUCGCACACUUUCCUCGCUUGCGAACCCUACGUAUGCCCUUCAACGACGCCGACUGUGGAUCAGCAGGUCCCCGCAUGAAUUUCCUUCUGAACAUCAGCACCCAGGGUAGCUACACUGUCUUGCUGCAGAAGCUCCAGCCAGUGGCAGGUGUGUUGACCAGACUGGAACUGGACGCAUUCAAUCACUGCAGUGAGGAGGACACCUACUUUCUGGAUCACGUACUACCCGGAGAUGGCUUCCUUAACUUCAAGGCACUCAAGCAUCUUUUGGUACCUUAUCAAUGCCUCUUCGGACGAGGCGAGCCGCAAUGGGCGCAUAUCCAGCAACCGGCGGACGAGAUGCUGCCCCCAACUCUUCAGACCUUGAAGGUGCAUUUUCCAGAGCUUGCAUUCCUUGACUGGCUCACUACCUUGUCUUACUAUCGCAAACAGCUUCCUGUGCUGGAGCGUGUUGGUAUCGCGUGUUCAAGCUGGGUUGGAGGCUCAUAUGUUGACUUUGCGUUUACUUCGUAUCCGCACCCCGCGCUGGGCAUCCUUUCCUCGAUGGGUAUCGAGUGGAGUAUUGAUGUUCCACGGUGUUGCUGGAGGCCGGCAUGGGAAGACUAUGAUCUCCGGACUUGGGAUGCAGUUGCGUGGAUGGAUAAUACUUUCGGUCCUUCGUAUCGUGGUGAGCUUUGGAUACGACGAUCAUGGUGUGGAUCUGGCUAA